CUUUCGUAGUUUUCAAAAAAUUUUCGAUGGAAGCGGUUCUGUCAGCGGAAAAGUGAAAAACAUAUUGCAGAGCCUGCCUGAAGAAAACUGAAGAAAAUCCCCUCUAAUAAAAUAGCAGCUCUCAGCUAAAAAAAAAACACAACAAUAAUUUCUGCAAAGUCAACGAAAAAUUAAUUUAAUAAUUUUUCUGCCAACGCCGUCAUAAACGUAAAAAUAAUAAUUUUUUGGCAACAACUCUAAAAACGCGGAAAGUAUUUUCGUCAAAAUUUAACGUGAAAAUAAAAACAACAACGCGAGUGCACGUGUGUGAGUGUAUGCUGCCAAAUAACAGAGAGUGUGUGUGUGUGUCAGUCUGUGUGUGACAGAUCACAAAAAAAAAGGCAAAAAAAAUUAAAUUCAAGUUGUCGAAAGUCGUGGAAGAAAAUUGAAGAAAAAUAGUGCAAGCGCUGCAGGGAAAUUGUCCGGAAAAAUCGCUAAGUCCAUUGUUUUUUGCCGGCAACUUAAUGACGUCACGUCGUGCCGCAAAGCAACAAAAAGCACAACAGCAACAGCAACAACGACAACAGCAGCGAUAACAACAAAACGCGUGUUUAGUUACACACACACCAGUGCAACGAAAGGAGAGAAAAAAAAGAUAAUGUAAAAUCAGCUUACACACUCAGAAAAAAAAGAGCAGUAAAAAUAUAUAAAAUAUACAAAAAUUUAACAGCUGCGUCUAUCUAUAGAUAUAUAUUUAAUAAAACACACACACACAUCUAUAAUAUUUAAAUAGGCGUUCGAUUUGAAUCAAAAUUAUAUAGCCCCAAGCUAUCAGCUAUAUCCCCGCAAGCUUUGUACUCCACAAAAACGCUAAAGAACAAAAAUCAAUAUAAAAAAAACUAAAAAAGAAACUGAAAUCAUAUACCAUCUAUAGAUCUAUGCUAUAUACAUAUAUAGGUGCUGAUCUGUGCUGUUGAAUUUAGUGUUCUUUGUGUGUGCGUGUCGCGAGAGGAGUAAAACUAAGAAAAAGCAAAAACAAAACAAAAAACUUUCUCUAGUCGCUAGGCUAAACUCUAUAUAAACUCCAGCUAACCCAGAUCCGUAAACAGCAUAUAUAUAUAGUUAUAUAUAUCUAUAACCCUCCCGAAAAAAAAAAAAAACACAAAACAAAAACAAAAACACGAUGGCCAACGUUGUCAAUAUGAACAGCCUGCUGAACGGCAAGGACUCGCGCUGGUUGCAACUGGAGGUCUGCCGUGAGUUUCAGCGCAACAAAUGUUCGCGCCAGGACACCGAGUGCAAGUUCGCCCAUCCCCCGGCCAACGUGGAGGUCCAGAACGGCAAGGUCACCGCCUGCUACGACAGCAUCAAGGCUGCUCAACUCUUAGACAUGGACAACUUCAAGGGACGCUGUAAUCGUGAUAAACCGCCGUGCAAAUAUUUUCAUCCACCACAGCAUCUGAAGGAUCAGUUAUUGAUAAAUGGACGCAAUCAUUUGGCCCUCAAGAAUGCACUGAUGCAACAGAUGGGCAUCGCGCCCGGCCAGCCGGUCAUAUCGGGCCAAGUGCCAGCCGUGGCCACAAAUCCCUAUCUGACUGGCAUUCCGGCCAACUCGUACAGUCCGUACUACACAACGGGACACCUGGUGCCCGCUUUGCUGGGCCCGGAUCCGACGGCCGUGGCCUCCCAACUGGGACCCGUGGUGCCCCAAACAGUGCAGGUGGCCCAGCAGAAAAUACCACGUUCCGACAGAUUAGAGGUGUGCCGCGAAUUCUUGCGCGGCGCCUGCAAACGGGCGGAAUCCGAGUGCCGGUUCGCCCAUCCGCAGGAGAGCGUCGCCAGGCACGACGACGGCUCGAUAACGGUUUGCAUGGACGCCGUGAAGGGCAGGUGCGCACGCGACCCCUGCCGCUACUUCCAUCCCCCCCUGCACCUACAGGCACAAUUAAAAGCGGCCCAAACACGCGCCACCGCUGUCGCUGCUGCAGCUGCGACCUCACCUCUUGCGGCACACCAUCACCAGCAACAACAACAAUUGCAACACCAGCUGAACAACAUCAACAACAACAACCACAGCACCGCUGGCGCAGCAGCAACAUCGACAACAGCAACAACAACCACAAACAACGCCGCUGCCGCCGCCGCCGCUGCUGCUGCCGCCGCUGCAGCCGCUGUAAUGGGCCAUCAUACACUGGAAGUGGGCAAGAAGCGGGCGGCGGACACAACCGAUAUGUUUCCACUGAUGGAUGUUAAAACGGUUGGUUCAUUUUACUAUGAAAACUUCCAGUUCUCUGGCAUGGUACCGUUCAAACGUCCAGCUGCCGAAAAGUCUGGCAUUCCAGUUUAUCAGCCCGGUGCGACCGCCUAUCAGCAGUUAAUGCAGCCCUACGUGCCAGUCUCAUGUGAGUAUCCCCAACAACAACAACAACAACAACCACCACCACAACAACAACAACAACUACAUCAACAACAACAACAAUCUGUACUACUACAACAACAACAACUACAAUUAAGUAGCGCCAUAACAACAACAACUACAACAGCAACAGCCAGUAAUAAUCUAAUUAAUAAUAUUAAUAAUAAAAGUAUCAUAAACGCUGUAAUUGCUACUACCAAUAUACCAUCAGCAUCAUCAGCAGCAACAACAACAACAACAGCAACAAUAGCAGCAUCAUCAUCGUCAUUAUCAUCAACUCCAUCAUUAUUAUUAUCAGCAACAGCAGCAACAACAACAAUAGCUACUAUUAAUCCAAACGAUAGUGCCGAUAACGAUAACGAUAACGAUCGCAAUCAAGUCCAUGACAAAGAUCAAGAUAAUGCUGCUGCUGAUGGUGAAACUGAAAAUGCGGAACGCAACAGCGAUGACAUUGAUCAAGCCAUCAAUCAAGACAAUAAUAUUGACCAAACGAAUCUUAAUCUGAAUCUAGAUCCGAACCAAAAUCCAAGUCCCACUAACGAUUGUAGUACAACACGAACAAUCUCACCAAAUCCAGACACAGCAACUGCAACAACAACAAUAACAACAGAUACAUUAGAUACUGUUACUACAACAGCAGCUUUAACAGCCACAUCUAAUGGCGCCACAUCGCCAAACUCUUGCCCCAAUUCCCCGCAAGGCGAUAGUCUUCUGCCCCUAUCCAAUGGCCUGGGUGACAAUAACAAUUACUUAUCCUAUAUCAAUAACAAUCUGAACAAUGGCCAACUAAAGUCGGCUAAUCCCGACGAACUGAAUGGCGAUUUAGAGGGUAGCAGCAGCAAUAACCCAGCAGCAGCAGCAGCAGCAUCGGCAUCGCGCAACUAUGCCAAGCAGAAUGGCGAGGCUUAUUCUAGAUAUACGGCCAAUGGUCAGAGCACUGGUAUCCUGCCAACACCCACUACUUCUGCUCCGGCAGUUUCCUAUCACUCUCAGGCUCAGGUUCAGGCUCAGGUCCAGGCUCAGGCUCAGGCUCAGGCACAGGCUCAGGGCUUGCAGCGCAUUAACUAUGCCAUGCCCGCCUAUAGCUAUGGUAAUCUUUACUCCGCCUAUGGUGGAGCCACCUCAACCAUGGGGAGUCUGCCUAGCAGCACUCCAUCAUAUGCCCAGGCUCAAAUGCAACAGCAGCAGCAGCAGCAACAACAGCAGCAACAGCAACAGGCUCAGGUUCAGGCCCAAGCUCAGGCCCAGGCUCAUGCUCAGGCUGUCUAUGCCCAGCAAGCCUAUGCCGCCUAUGCUGCAGCCGCUGGUCUGGCUCCUCAAGCCACCACGGCAGGUGCUUACUACACCGAUCCCGCUGCCUUGGCCAAGGAAGUGGCCCAAAAGAACUACGCCAUGAAGGUGGCCAGUGCCGCUGGAAAACCAAGUGCCUCAUCCGCGGCAGCUGCCUACACGGGAUUGACUCUGAACAAGAGCUAUGUAGCAGCAGCAGCUGGUCCACAGGCUGUUCAGGCAGCUCAACCCCAAGCCGUUUCCAUGGCAGCUCUCCUGCAGAUGCAGGCUCAGGCACAGGCUCAGGUACAGGCCCAAGCUCAAGCUCAAGCCCAGGCCCAGGCCCAGGCACAGGCGCAGGCGCAGGCUCAACUGCGUCAGUUAGGUUCUCUGCCGAGUUCCGGUCUAACCACACCAGUUCCCGGCACUCCAGUGCGUUCAGCACAAGCUGGAUCGGUGGCUGCCGGUCAGUAUCAAUCCGCUGCCUUACUACGAGCACCUUCGCCCAUGCCAUAUGCCCAGGCUCAGAGCUAUUUCUAUCCCGGCAUGAUGCCCACCGCAGCCUAUGCCAUGCCACAAACUCAGGCUGCUGCAGCGCAGCAAUAUGCAGCAGCUGCUGCAGCGGCAGCAGCCGCCGCUCAGGCAGGAACUCCAGGCAGUGCCAUGGUCCUGAAUCCAUACAAAAAGAUGAAAACCUCCUAAGAAGCUGGGCAAUAACCGACUAACUUAACUAAAACACCCAAACACAACUGUACUUAAGACACUGAAAGCCAUUUGGAUAGCCAAAUGGUAAAGUCACACUUAAUUAGAUUGAUAGAUUUAAACACAUCGAAGACGUAAGUUUAUGUGCCUCAGUUUUCUUGGAAAAGGACAUGUAGAGAGAAGCGUUUAGACGUUUAGUUAUACCAUAGGCCUCAUAGCGUUAGAUUAACUACCACGAACCAUGACACGAUAACUAACGAAAAUUCUGACAGACAGCGAGACAGAUCGAAGAUCGAUGCUUUACUAACACAAAUGCCCGAUACUUGCUGACCAAUCGAUAAUUUGCCAUUAAGUUAUUUGACAGAACGAAACAUAACCUCACUGUGACUCAAAUGUGUUGCCAUUUUUCGCACAAGAAUCGAGAAACGAUGCUUUUAAAGCACAAGCGGAAGAACGGAAGGGAAACAGAUGUUAGCUGAUAGUAAUACUUAAGUUCCUUUUUUCGGAUAGCUCUUAGUCAACUCUAGUUUAUAGAAAGCGAACGGUCACACAAAACACGGAUAGAUAAAAGAAAAACUAAAAAAACGCGGACGGGAUAUAAUGAGAAAACGAAAGAGAGGGAGAAACGAAGAACUGUGAUAGCGAAAAAGCUUUUGCGGGAUCAAAAGGAUAUAAAGCCAUGGGAAAAGGAUAAUCCUCUAAUGCUGCUGCCGAUGCUGGGUACAGUUGUGUAUGCUUGUUGCUAGCUGCGGGUGCUUAAUGCCAUAUCGCCGUCCCUGUCUCCCAUAUGCGGUAGUUCGUAUAGCUAUCUAUCUAUCUCUCUCUCUCGCUACCGCUCAUCAUUCAUUUUCUGCGCGCUCUCUCUCUCUCUCUCUGUCUAACACCCUAUCGCUGUCUCUGAAUGUUUCCUAACUAGCUACAUAGAUGAUAGCUAGCGUGAAUGCUGUUGUAAUUGUUUAAAAUUGUUGAGCAACGAUAAAUGCGUAACGAAUAUUGUCUAGUUUAUAUAGAAUACUUAUACGAUAUAUACAUAUACAUAUAAACCUAGCUGUACGUGCUGUAUGCUGCUACCCAUAUACGAUAUACGAUAUAUACACCCACACCCACACACCCACACCCACACACACACACACUAUGUACUCUAACAUACGCUCAUCUCUCACUAAAACACAACAACAACAAAAAACAAAACAAAAAUGGCAUAAACAUGACCAGGAUCGAUCUGUAAAUCGUAUGUCUAGCUUACUAAUCAGAUAUUACAGUACAGUCAUCACCAGCCACGAUCACGUCUCUCUAUCCGUUUCACUUUAACACACACAUAUACACAUCCGUACACCAUUCAGACUGUUAAGCCAGCAAAAUUGAUUUAUGUUAAUGUUAUGUUAUCGAGAUUUAAAUUUGAUGUUUUGACCAGAACUACUAUGUAAAACCUUUUUGAUUUUUAACGACUAUCUCUAUAUAUCUAGCCCCGAUACCACUCUCACUCAUCUGUCUCUUAACCCUCCGUAUCGCCCACUCUUUCGAUGUAUUAUAAAUGUUUUCCGUUUUCUGUAAUCGAAAUGUUAAGCAAUUAAUAAUAAAAUCAUUGACAAACAGAAUUAAGUUUUUAAUAUUAGAUCUCGUGUGAUUAUCAGUUUUUUCUUUACGUUCUUCUCUAUGUAAUUUUUACGUUGAUAUUUAUGUAUUUUAUGUACUUAUUAAACAAGUUUUUUUAGUGUAGUUAUUAUAUAAUUUUUAAACGUGUGUUCCCCCCAUGAUUGAGAAAUAGGUUGAAACUUUGAGAAGAAACCUACAACAACAUGAUAAAUUUGCCACUGGCUUGCGAACCUUAAGUUUUAGACUUACCCCCGCCCGCCUAUACCACCUUUGCACCUGCUAAGAAACUCCACCACAUCCGAGAACAUCCCCACACAUACAUACAUUACUAUUCGAUAUAUAUAUAUAUGAUAAUCUCUGUAAAAUUGUUUUUAAUUGAAGUACUUCUAAUGUCUUACAACGAUUUGAUGUUUGCCACUAAUUCUUAUCCUAAUUCUAAUCCUAAUUCUAGUUUAGUUUCGAUAGUUUUUAUUAAUGUUUUAUUUGAAAUACCGUGUGUUUAUCUAAAUAUAUAGUUUAAAGAAACAAAAAACAAAUAUAUAUAUCUUAUUGUGUGUUGGUAUUAUACUUUUAUUGAUUUACUUAUUUUGGUAUUCACUUGAUAUAUACGUUUUCUGUUGUGCCGCUUUUACUUCUCACCACUCUGAUAUAAACGUACUCCUUUGAUAUAUAGACAUAUAUAUCAGUUAUAUAUCCCAAUCCACACAAGCUUUGCCGAGCGCUUUUGGGCAGAGCAGCACCCUCUCUCUCUCUCUUUCUAUCUAUCUAUCUCUCCUACCCUCCAAAGCUUACCAAAUUCUUGAUUUAAUAUGAUUUUUUAAUAUUAUAUCAUUUAUUUAAGCAUUUAUCGCUAUCUCCCUCUCUCUCUCUCACACUCACACAGACACAGAAAACACAGCCAUACAUAAUCUAAGGACUGCCUGACUUUUCCUCUUUGACCUGCUUACCACACACUAUUGCUUCUUCCCCAAUCUGAUCUAUACCUCCUCCCCCCAGUAAAUCCAUCUCAUUCUAUAUAUGUUUUAGCUCUUAGAAUAAUGGCAAGCAAAAUGAGUACGCUAAUGGUAGAGACUUAGUUGUAAAAUCUGAAUAUACCAUCUAUAUCUUAACAUAAACCUUAUAUGCCUAUGGCCAGCUAAUGCUUGGCUUACUCUAUAUACUCGAUAAGAAAGAUGCUUACUAAACAUGGCAGCCGAAUACAAUAUUGAAUCAACCUAUAUAUAUAUAUAUAUAUAUAUAGCAAGCUAAACCAGAUUCAAGUAUAUAUAUAUAUAUUCAUCAUAUAUCUCAAUGUCUUGCCUAAAAGUAUGAUAACAUCUAUCUAUAUGUGUCGUAUGGUUAAUUUUUUUGUUCGUUAACAAUGUAGAACUGUUGCCGUUGGCCCAUGAUUUCAGCUAAAUGAAAAACCUAUGCGAAAAUGUUUAGAAAACGCUCUCAAAACUAAGAACUAAAGCAAAAACAAAAAAACAAAACAAAAAACUUGAAAACAAACUCAAAAAAAAAAAACACCCACUCACCACUGCAUGGCGCC
Messenger RNA from Drosophila eugracilis, 7493 nucleotides. It is a transcript of the gene mbl, whose product is annotated as protein muscleblind. Gene Ontology annotation, molecular function: metal ion binding. Lineage: Eukaryota; Metazoa; Arthropoda; Insecta; Diptera; Drosophilidae. The transcript has 9 exons. The record is from RefSeq and is a predicted model, not a curated record. Bases 1163 to 4366 code for a protein of 1067 amino acids.